Messenger RNA from Amphimedon queenslandica, 2561 nucleotides. RefSeq names its product interaptin-like. The record is from RefSeq and is a predicted model, not a curated record. The coding region runs from base 806 to 2494 and encodes 562 amino acids. NCBI's taxonomy places the organism in Eukaryota, Metazoa, Porifera, Demospongiae, Haplosclerida, Niphatidae. The transcript has 14 exons.
AAUGUAUAGUGAAGGAUAGUUUGUCUUUGAUCUCCUCCUACUAUCACAUUCUCUCUCACACUCUGACUGACUGCCCCUCUCUCUCUCUCUCUCUCUCUCUCUCUCUUAAGUAUAAUGGUGAAGGAGCUGAUGGUGAUACUGGCUCUACAGGGCAGUGUAGUUGUAGGAGACACAGACGUAAUGCUCAGUGGAGCUAGUCACUUUGCUGCCAUCUUUGGAAUACCUCUCAUUGCGACACUAACCUACGCACUCCUGACAGUAUCAAUAAUGACCAUCACCUACUGCAUGUAUGCUUGGAGGGGAGGUCAAAGGAAUAGAGGAGAGGAGCAACAAGAUGGAGAAAUAGUUGAGCUCAAUUUGACAUCCCCUUCGCCUAUCCUGCAAAUGCAUGAAGAUCGUACGCCCACUUUGAGAAGAAAUAGAUCUUCUCCUGAGAGUGUGGAUCAGCAGGUUGCAAGCAGACACAAUAUCAUAUCAUGUAGGAGGCAUGAAGCAGGUCGUGAGGCUGAGUAUGAUAUUAAUCAAGAGAGUGGGGCUGUGUACAUUGUACCCAUUAACAAUUCAUGCACUUAUGCCACAGUGGCUGAAGAUCAUAGAGUCCCAACACAAGCAGUUAAUGCAAACACAUCAACCACAGGCUCAAACACCAGAGAAAACACCUUGUACUUAACAAUGCUCUGAUUUUUAAUUUUUAAAUUACCAUUAAAGACUUGACUACUGCACUGUAGCAAAAAUUAUUAUUCAUUAUUGUUGCAAAUAAAAAAUGUAGACACGCCCUGAUAUGUAGUCAUAGCAACCAAAACUCAUGGCGGCGUACAGGACCUCUUCGUCUGCUAAUCCUUCUCUCUCUUAUCAUGACUCUGAUCCCAGGUGUAAUCCUAAUGCCACCAGAGGUGACUACACUGGGCCAAUGUAUGCCGAUGUCAUAACCGAGCUAAAGAAGAAGUCUUUUGCUACUCGCAAGGACUCUAUGAUCAACGUCCCGUUCCAGAUGGCCCCUAUGCAGUCCUGCCUACAGCAGCCACAGCAGAACAUUGGAAUAAUUAGAUCACCAAGAUCAAAAGAGCAAGCUACUACAACCCCACUUAAACUUAGAGAUAAAGCACAGAAGAGUUUAGAUGAAAGUCAAAAAAGAUUAAAGGCCAUAGAAGAUCACAUGUGGCAGCAUAGGCAGGAGGAACGGAAUUUGAGGAGAGCUGAAAAUGACAUCAUCAGACAACAGAAACAUAUGCAAACUAGUCUAAAGCAAUUUGAAAACAAGAUAGUUAAAAGACAAGCAGAAGAAACUACUACAUUACUUGAGAAGGAAGCAAAGUUUUCCGGCUACUGGCAGAAAGAUCUUCACGAUAAAAAUGAAGCAACAAAAGAAAAGAUUCAAAGCAAACAGGAGACCCGUCAAAAAUUAAACGAAGCAAGAAAUAAAUACACAAAGAAUUCAAAUGAGUUAUCAUGGAGAUACAGGAGCUUAAUGGAUAGUCUGAGUCAGAAAAAAGCAGAAAUGGAAGAUCUGAGCAAACAAUUUGAGGCUCUUCUGAGAGAAAAGGAAGAGGAGCAGUUGCACAUGAAGCAGCAACUUGCUUCCCUUGCAAUAUCACUUAAUAUGGAAGCCCAAAAGAAAAGAAAACUAGAAUCAGAUACACAACAGCAAACGACACAAUCAGCUUUGAAAAGCAUAGCAGACACACAAGCAAAAGAAAAGGCACUUCAAACUGAAGAGAAAGCGAAAAUAAAAGCAGAAGCAAACUUUGUUGAGCAACAAAGAGGACUCGAACAAUCCCUUGACGAAAAGAACAAAGGAUUUAAAUCCCAUCAGCGAAGUGAGGGCCAUAAUUUAGCCAAUGUGAGGACUCAUUUGAAGGAAACAAUGGAAAACCAGCAUUACAUGCAACAAGAGAUGGACCACAUACAGUUGAGCAUAUUGAGCGACAAUAUAAGAGAAAGGGUUGAUGCAGCUAACUCAAGAAGAGACAAAAGACUCAACAACUUCCAGAGAAGAGUCAAGGAGAAAAACAUGACCAAAUUGCAGGAUUGGGCAACUCGAACAAUCACAAAAGACAAUGAUGAGAAGCUUAAGGAACGACAAGAAAAAUUAACUCAACUUUCGAAACUAGUAUCUCAUCAUGAUACUGUGGAGCAUUCUCUGUUUUCACAAGCAAGAGAAGCUGACUCACAAAUAAAGAGGCAAGGCCAAACUGUCUCCAAGCUCCAGUAUGAGCUUGAAACACUCAAAAAAACCAAUGCAAGGAAAAUAAAAGAAAUGACUGUAGCAGCAGCCAGAGCAGAGAUGGAGCUACAUCACAAAAUACUCAGAGAGAGCGCCGAGUUUUCGAAAGCAAUAAACGUGAGAGAAGAAACAAUUAGAACCUUCACAAAGUACAAGAACAGAAACAAAGAAGAUCGGAGAAUGCUGGACGAUGAAAAGAAAGAACAUGACAGAAGAGUGAGAAUAGCAGACAGGAGCCAACUAGAAAGUUCAACAGUGAAAAGCAAUUAAGAAGAAAUAAUAAUGAUAAUAAUAAUGAUGGUUAUUAAAAAUUUAGAAAGGUAUAAAUUUUGUACAA